UUUUAGUCCCUUAAAAGCAAUGCAUUGCGAUUUCAUUACUGAUUUGUUGUGCAUUUAAGCAAGCUGUUCAUACAAAAUAAAUAAAAUUUGUUCCAUAUCAAAGGUAAGGAUCAGUCGUUUGUACAUCUUUUCAUUCAUAUUCCUGAUGUUGCGCUCAUCUAUUUUCAGAGAUAAAUCACAGAAAACAUUAAAAUGGCCAGAAAAAAGACAAGAUUUUAUUUGUCCACCAUCAAACAGAAAAGACGUAACAAAGCUAUAUGGUCGCCAUUCAAAACUGAAAAUAGAAAUGAAGUUCAGACGCCAAUGAAAGAAAAUAAACGGACUAGUAAUACCAAUAGAGAUUUGUCACCAAGCAAACGAUUAAGAACGUUUUCUCCAUGUCCUCAAAGUGAAUCAAAAACCCCAGAAAAAACGAAAAGAUUGCUAACUCCAACUUCAAGCACCAAAAAAUCAAGAAAAAAACCUGUUCAAAAUAAGGUAUUAGAAGAAAGAGUUUUAUUUGAUGAAAUGUCUGAAGAAUUAACAGAAGAAGAGAAAGAUUUUUUAGACAUUGCAAGCGACAAGGCUGUCCUGAGACAACUUUCUGAAGCAAAAAUAUUACAUUAUUUAACAAUAUUUCUAACUCUUAUCAAACUGAAUAAGUACCCGUUGGCAAACAUCGCUUUUCUUCUUUGGUUAGAGACAGUUAAAUGGUAUAACUGUAAUAGUCUCCAAGAAAUGAGAUUUUUCAAAAUCACAAAGGAUUUUUGGCGCGCAGGUUAUCGCCUUUUCCGGGGAAAAUUUUUAUGCUUUAUGAGCGGACCGCGAGCCAUAGGAUCUUUUUUGUCAACUCCAUCUAGCAACAGAAAACUAGAUCCAGAGAAAACCGAGAUCAAUUUUGCAAUUCCUUCUAGAAAUACCUUUGUAGACGCACAAAACUCAGACAUUCCAUCUACACUCAGCCCUGGGAUAAUUCAUCGCGCUGUUAAAGCAAUAAGUGAUAGUCCUCAAAGUAAAGUGAACAUGAUGUGCUUAGAUGCAAAAAAGGUCACAGCUGGACUUGAUGAUACCUAUGGGGACGUUGAUAUGUUUGGACAUGAAGCACGUCCGAAUUUGAACGAACUUAGAGACAGAUUACAGAAAGAAAAAACACUAAUAGACGACAUUAAAAUUGAAAUAAAUGAGUUUGUAGAAACCUGCGAAGAGCCCGGUUUUGACGAAAGUGACAAAGCUUGUAAAAAGAUGGAAAUCCUGGAUAUGAUUCGUGCAUUACUUCUUGUGUUAACACUGAAAUUGAAAGAAGCCAGAACGUUAAAAAGAAAACAAGAAUAUGGACUAGAAAAACUUAAAGAAAGAGCUGGACCUGAAUGGAAAACCUCUAAAUACAUAUUUGCAAUAAGCAGUAUACAGGCCUUUUUAUACAGAGUUAAACAUUUCAUUUCAAGAGCACUUUUGAAUAUUGACAAUCUGUGUGAAAAGGCUAGUGCAUUAGCUGAUUCAAAAUCGUACAUUGCUAAAACUAUUGAACCGUCAAAACAGAAAAAUCUCUUUAUGUUAAAACCUGUGCAAAUGCAACUGAAACCGAUUCCAACAAUCUUCAUUAAGCAAGGAAGCAAUGAAUGGAAGGAAAUUCGGAAAUUAGCUCCAGUAACAGGAAGUACAUUGCACAACGCCUUAGGACUGAGAACUUUGUCUAUUCAAAAGCAACAUUUUGAUACCCAUAUUCUCUCUAAAGAAGGACCAGAGCUACCAGAAGCUGUGCAGGUUCGACUAAAACACGGUACAGAAAAUGAACCUAAUGCUGUAGCUACAUUGGUAGGGAAAUUUUUACCAGUUUUCCAUCCAGAUUUGUCAUUCAUUGAGGUGGGUUGCUGUUUACUGUCAGGGAAUGUAGACUUUGGGAAACCAUUGAUAGCAGUUUCUCCGGACGGUAGUUUGUGCCGAGGUGAUAAUAAUAACGAGCGUGUUGCAGCAAUUGAAAUAAAAUGUCCAUACCCCAAAACUGACGGUGAAACACUUUUCUACACGAUUCCUCAGUAUUACAUCUGUCAGUGUUUGGCUGAGAUGAAAGCUUUGGAUGUAAUGUCUCUGAUUUUCAUUUGCUACACCAAAGAGAGUAGUACAUUCUUUGAGGUAGACUUUGACGAAGACCUUUGGUUAGCAAUACAAGAUCAAGCAGAGCUUUUAUAUGGAAAGGAACAACCUGAAAGACCGUCAAGAAAAUCCCCUGUUACGUCAGAAUUAAAGAAAAAACUACUUCAGUUUUCUGAGACAAACGUGCGACUUCUAUCAGAAAUACCGUCAGCCAGUAUGUCGAGUUCCAACAUAGAUCCAGUUCUAUCACAUAAUCAAUCACCAUAUAUUGAUCAUGGAAAUGAAAGCCCGUCUACACCCUCAGUAACAGGUAAAGAUAACCUUAGAGAACUACUGACAACUUUGAAUGAGUCUAAUGAUUGUGUCAAAAUCGGGUACCAACUUUCUAGAAGGAAAGCAAACGAGGUUAUGGUCUGGGUAUUGUCAAACAAAGAUAGGCAUUGGUCAGCUGAAAUUCCUAACUCAAUGAUAGUUGCUUUUGGAUUGAAAGAUUAUAAACUGAGCAAUGAACAACUAAGAGCAGCCACUGAGGACGUUUUAAAUGAAUGUAAAAAGGCAGGACUAGAAAUUCCGCUCCUUGCUUUCGACGGUCAGUGGUAUCAGAUAAUGGUGCGUGAUGGAGAAUCUCAACCUCUAACAAAACUUCAGUUACAAAAGGACGUAUGGAAUGAAGUAACAAAAAUGAAGAAAAAAGACAUAGUAGAUAAAUUAAUUCAUGUGAACAAACCAAAUAUGCAAGCGGAUUUAAAGCCGAAAGAGGGAAUUAUGAUAGAAAGGAGGAAAAAUGAAAUAGUUGUCACAUCAAAUGAUAUCGCAUUUACAAAGAUUACAACAAACAGAAAUAUUAAAUACUGGACAAGAUCUACAAACAAGAGCAACGACGAAAUCGACGAUACCUUUGAGGAAUGUCAAACCAUAGAAGACAAUAUGAACUGGAUCCCAGAUAACGUUAUUGAUGCCGUAGAAAAAAACGGAGAUGCGGAACUGAUGACAGCCCUGAAUAAUAUUUCAAGAGACAUCAACAAUAUCUUAACAGCUGAAAAGUUAAACUCUUCGGACGCUGACAUUGAAGAAACACAAGGAGACCCAGAAGUCAAUUUAAGAACAAAAACGUUUACAGAAAGACAGGAACAAGUGGAUCUCCAUCUUAAAGAUCUCAGUGAAGACAAUUAUAAAGAAAUUUUAACGAAACUCCAAAACUGCAAACGUCACGAAAAAUGGAAAAAAAUGUUGCCUGCUACGUUGAAGGAGCUUAUGGUAACGGCAACAAAGAUGGUUAUAUUUACGAAAGAAGAACUGUGUGUGAUAGGAAAUACACUGAAGACAAUAUUCAGCUCUGUUGAAACCGAAUUUAAAGGAAACUGGACAAAGGAGAAAUUAAUCAAUACACUUUGUGGUAUGCUUGGUAAUGGCUCAACUGUUUCCCUGAACAAAAAAGUUAAAAAAGUACCGACACUAAAGAAAAUGGCUGAAAAAGUUCUUAGAGGGAAAACAGUCCCGAAGCAGAUACUGAAUAUUGCCUAUGCGCAAUACGUAUACCCAUCGAGACUAGCAAAAUGGCAGGCAAAAAUGCCCCUUGAUCCGCAAUGUCAAGUGAAGAUUGACAACAACUACAUCCCCAUUGAAUGGUAUUCAUACCCAGAAAUUAAUAAAGCCACUGGUGCGCUUCUGUGUAAAACGCUCGACUCGCACCAUCUCCUCACUAAUCUCAGAAUACGGACAAGCACAACAGGCCUUCAAGGCAUAUCUCCAGAAGCAUGGAAAAAAGUAGCUUCAUCGUUUCAAACGAAACUAACUCCUGCCAUGGUUGAUGACCUUACGGAUAAACAAAGCAAUUCUUUUGCACAAACCCAUUUUUCGAGGGAAGUUGAAGAUAUUAUGGUUGAAAAUGGAGAUCUGAAUGAGGCAGAAUUGUGUCAUUUGAUUCGCCGGUGGUAUGAAGCGGAAGAUCAGCCAGCUUUAUCAGCUAGCGAACGGGUCAUAAGAUGGUUAGAACUUCGAGACUAUUUGUUAAAGGAUGUGGAUUUCUCAGUGUUUCCUCCUGCUUCGUUGCAGUUAAAAGGCUUCUCUACCAUAGGUUUCGAGGGGUUUCUUGUUGGCAUUGACACCAAGAUACAAUUAUUAGAUAUAUGUGGUCCUUACUGCGUGAGAACUGUUAGCAGCUUACCAGCAGAAACUGCCGUUGGUGGUAUACAGGAUAUGAACUUUAACAAGUCUAUGUCUGUAAAAGCCAAGGAUGUGCCAAGAAUAAUAUCUGCUCUAACAGAAGUUAUGACAUACAAAUGUAAUCCUAACAGGGGGUUCCAUAUGAGAACGUCUCGCUCUUCGGUAUAUCCAGUGGUUGAAGGUCACAUCUUAACAGACAAUAACGAUCUCAGUGAUCCAGAGGUAGAAAUAUCCGAGACAGAAAAAGGAGAAGAUACUUUGAUGACUGAUUACAACGGUACUAAGUCUUUAACGAUUGUACCUGUGAACCAUGCGUUUGAUCAACCAGAAAGACGACGGACAAAGGCAAGACGCAAACUUGGCGGGCUUACAUCUGACCUGGAUGCUCCUCCAAAAGGAACUUUGCCAAUGAGAAGAGAAUUUCAUAAAUGUGAUGAAUCAAAAGUCUUGCCAAACAAGAGAUCACAGCUAUCAGACUCUUAAACAUAUAAUCUACAUAAGUGAUGUUCAUUUCGACUUUUUGCGGGGGAGGGGGGAUGGGUGUAGUUGUAAGCUAUUUGUAAAAUUAUGCAAGUCUGCAUGAAGGUAAUUCUGCACGUUAAAAAGUUGAUUAAAUCCCGAUUCCUAAACCCUAAAAGUUUAGAAUAUACCUAACUCGGUUUGAAAGUCACGUGUUUGAUGUUUUUGCUCAAUUAUUCUGGCCGAAGUUCAUUUUCACUAAAUAACACAUUAUGCAGGUUCAUUAGGGAUACGUCAGUACCCUCGCCUUAUCGAACUCGCGCGGUAAGUAAUCCAUCGGAAUUUUGCAGAAGUUAAACACUAAAGCAUCCUAAGUCCUAAAGCAGUGAUGCCGAAAUUAUAACCGAACACAUGAGAUAAUAUUUGCACGAUGAAUGAUUUUACCUCGACUAUACGAAGUAUAAGAAGGGCUAUCCUACUCGACGCGGCGUCGGCGUCUUUUUGCGUCCCCACUUUGGUUAUUUUUUUUAAACUUUCUCUAUGUUUCUUCUUACCUCUGUAAUUACUAGUAUAAAUAGAUUUGAUUCAAACUUAUAAUAGUUUCUCCCCAUCAUCAUCCACAUCAUAUAUAGUGUUUUGAUAACUUUAUCUUUACCUCUCUUAUUACUUAAUAUUUUUGACACAGACUCAAGUUAUUGUGCAGUAUCAUAUUGAAUAUCUUCAUCCACCAUUGGAGUCAUGAAACACGCCAGUGACAGCUCUCGUUUCCUCAGAUAUGCCCGUUUUCACUAUCCACCUUCGAAAUAGUUGAGCACGCUGUCUCCUGAGACAGCUCUUGUUUUCUUUCGUAUGAAAUGACGAGGUUUCGGAUAAAUUUCGUUACGUCAAUACCAUCGUGCAGAGCUACCUUUGAUUAUCAAACCACAUCCUUUAACUGUUGAAAUUAUUGUUGUCUUUGCGCUAUAAAUGGUACACAAAAUGUAUAUACAAAGACAAUAUGGUUAAGCUGAACUUAUUUUAUUAGAAUU
Messenger RNA from Mercenaria mercenaria, 5726 nucleotides. RefSeq lists its product as uncharacterized. Lineage: Eukaryota; Metazoa; Mollusca; Bivalvia; Venerida; Veneridae. The record is from RefSeq and is a predicted model, not a curated record. The transcript has 3 exons. The coding region runs from base 193 to 4722 and encodes 1509 amino acids.